Messenger RNA from Myotis myotis, 4947 nucleotides. RefSeq names its product protocadherin beta-17-like. Gene Ontology annotation, molecular function: calcium ion binding. The transcript has a single exon. Gene Ontology annotation, biological process: homophilic cell-cell adhesion. The coding region runs from base 1237 to 3627 and encodes 796 amino acids. Gene Ontology annotation, cellular component: plasma membrane. Lineage: Eukaryota; Metazoa; Chordata; Mammalia; Chiroptera; Vespertilionidae. The record is from RefSeq and is a predicted model, not a curated record.
ACCAGCUGGGCAGAAUAUUUUAUUUUUAUCCUUAAUUAAAAUGGAAGUGGGCGUAACUAAAUUAUGUUUGUCUGUGUUUUGUAUCCAAACAAGUGAACUGCCAUGGCUCUUAUGUCAUGGAUGAUCACCAAUUGGGUCAAUGAGUGUAGGGAACACUUACUGUUUUGUAUUCCCAUAUAUUCACCUUCUCCUUGGAGUAGCAUUCUUCCUUGGGGGAAACUGCUUAUUCUGACAUUCUCACUCCAACUCCCAAGGCUUUAGUUGACGCAGUGUUGUUUUUCAAUAGCCCUAUCUCUAUUGUCCCAGGGGAUGGACUCUUAUCAAAGCUGACAGGUCAAACCCCUUCCCUGGAAAGUAUAUCUUUGACUCCAUUGACUUUAUGCCUUCUUCAUGUUCUUCCAAAGACAUUGCCUGAACUCACAGCUUAUAGUGACUUCUAAUAAAAUAAAUGGGCAUUUUCUCUGAACGUUACAGGCUGUGCACAUAAGGAGUUUAUGAAGGAAAAAAAUUCUCAAAGGCUAUGCAGCCCAGAGACUGACAAUACAACAUCUCCCCUCCCCCCCAGGAGAUACAGGUACAUUCCCAUUUGUUUGGAUUUAAAAAUUCAUAACUUCUAACACAAUAGAACACAUUAGUAUUCUGGUAAUAGAAUGUAAGCUCCUCAGGAGCAAGAAUUUUUGUGUUUCCCGUCUCAUCUCCGGAAGCUAGGGAAUUUUCUGCCCAGUGAAAUACUUACUGAAUGACUCAAUGAAUUUGUCUUCAGCCGAGUUUUGAAUAAUGAAAUUGUACCUUUAUAAAGAAGAUGAAUAUAGAUAAAUAGGAAUUACUUUGCUCUCACAACUAAUGCUAGCUACCUGAACAAGACUGCAUAAUAGGCGAGGGGGAAAGGAGUACCCAAAAAGGCAUUCAGCCCGUUUUUUUUGCUCUUACAUUGUGCUUUGAAAUGAAAACUACCUGAAGUUGUAAAACAGAACGCUGGGUGGCGCUGCAGGACAAGAGAGUAAAAACCUCUCCAGGAUUGCUAGACUACGUAAAGCCGUAAAGCCGUCUCCGACCGCUUGCAAAGGAAGCAUUUUACACCACCCGGGCUAGAGGGUUUCAGAGAGGCCGCUAUCCCCAUCCCCGCGUCAGUCAAUGUUAGGAACUGACUCGAGAUUUUUGAACUAAGAUAGCAGAGUUGGCUGCAAAGCAAUCAUUUUGUGAUUUCAUACUGGAUCGUUUGGACAAGGAGGAAGGAUGGAGACGCCGCUCCCCAAAGCGCCCCGGAAAAGGCAAGUGACUGCCAUUAUUAUUCUAUUACUAUUGUGGGAGGCGGGCGGUGCGACCCUUAACUAUUCCGUUCUAGAAGAGAGGGAGAGCGGCUCUUUUGUGGCCAACCUCGCAAAAGAUCUGGGUCUGGGCUUAGGGGAGCUGGCCGCGCGUGGCGCCCGGAUUCUAUCCAAAGGGAACAGACAGCAUUUGCAGCUCGAGCAGAAGAGUGGGUAUUUGCUCCUCCAAGAAAAAUUGGACCGGGAAGAGUUGUGUGGUGACACGGAUCCGUGCAUACUGCAUUUCCAGGUGUUACUGAAAAACCCGCUGCAGUUUAUUCAAGGGGAACUCCAGCUCCGAGAUGUAAAUGACCAUGCCCCCGAAUUCUUGGGACAGGAAAUCCUCCUGAAAAUCCCGGAAAGCAGCCAGCCCGGGACUGCCAUUCCUUUGAAAACAGCUCAGGAUUUAGACGUGGGCAGCAACACCGUUCAGAACUACACCAUUAGCACCAACCCGCAUUUCCACCUGUUCACUCGCAGUCACAGCGAUGGUAGGAGAUACCCCGAGCUGGUGCUGGACAAAACACUGGACCGUGAAGAGCAGUCAGAGCUCAGGUUAACCCUCACGGCGCUGGAUGGUGGGUCGCCGCCCAGGACGGGGACUUCCCAGGUUGUCGUUGCGGUCCUGGACAUAAAUGACAACGCCCCUGAGUUUGCUCAGCUGCUCUAUGAGGUGCAGGUCUCAGAGAACAGCCCUGUGGGCUCCCUGAUCAUCACCGUCUCCGCUAGAGAUUUAGAUGCUGGGACCCAUGGCGAGCUCUCCUACUCGUUUUUCCAAUCAUCAAAUCAAGCCAUUCAGGUGUUUGAAAUAAACGCAGUCACGGGAGAACUUCGGUUAAAAAGAAUGCUGGAUUUUGAGGAAAUUCGGUCUUACCGUAUGGAAAUUGAGGCCUCAGACGGUGGAGGCCUUUCUGGGAAAUGCACCGUAGCCAUAGAAGUGAUGGAUAUAAAUGACAACGCCCCGGAAUUGACCAUGUCAUUACUCAUCAGUGACAUCCCAGAAAACACCCCAGACACGGUGGUAGCUGUUUUUGGAAUUUCAGAUCCAGACUCUGGAGACAAUGGCAAAAUGACUUGUUUCAUCCAAGACCAUCUCCCCUUCCUACUGAAACUUACUGUAGACAAUUUCUACACCCUGGUAACAGAAGGAGCGCUGGACAGAGAGAAUCAGGCCGAGUACAACAUCACCAUCACGGUCACCGACAUGGGGACCCCCAGGCUGAAAACCCAGCACAACAUCACCCUGCUGGUCUCCGAUGUCAACGACAACGCCCCCGCCUUCACCCAAACCGCCUACACCCUGUUCCUCCGCGAGAACAACAGCCCCGCCCUGCACAUCGGCAGCGUCAGCGCCACAGACAGGGACGCGGGCGCCAACGCCCAGCUCACCUACUCGCUGCUGCCGCCUCACGACCCGCGGCUGCCCCUGGCCUCGCUCGUGUCCAUCAACGCGGACAACGGCCACCUGUUCGCCCUGAGGGCGCUGGACUUCGAGGCGCUGCAGGCGUUCGAGUUCCGCGUGGGCGCCACGGACCGCGGGUCGCCCGCGCUGAGCAGCCAGGCGCUGGUGCGCGUGCAGGUGCUGGACGCCAACGACAACGCGCCCUUCGUGCUGUACCCGCUGCAGAACGGCUCUGCGCCCUGCACCGAGCUGGUGCCCAGGGCGGCCGAGCCGGGCUACCUGGUGAGCAAGGUGGUGGCGGUGGACGCAGACUCGGGCCAGAACGCCUGGCUGUCGUUCCAGCUGCUCAAGGCCACGGAGCCCGGGCUGUUCGGCGUGUGGGCGCACAAUGGCGAGGUGCGCACGGCGCGGCUGCUGAGCGAGCGCGACGCGGCCAAGCACAGGCUGCUGGUGCUGGUCAAGGACAAUGGCGAGCCCGCGCUGUCGGCCAGCGUCACGCUGCACGUGCUGCUGGUGGAUGGCUUCUCGCAGCCCUACCUGCCGCUGCCCGAAGCGGCGGCCGACCCGGCGCAGGCCGACCCGCUGACGGUGUACCUGGUCAUCGCGUUGGCGUCGGUGUCGUCGCUGUUCCUGUUCUCGGUGCUGGCGUUCAUCGCGGUGCGGCUGUGCAGGCGGAGCAGGGCCGCCUGGGCGGGUGGCUGUUCGGUGCCUGAGGGCCACCUUCCGGGCCACCUGGUGGACGUCAGCGGCACUGGGACCCUGUCCCAGAGCUACCAGUAUGAGGUGUGUCUGACUGGAGGCUCCGGAUCAAAUGAGUUCAAAUUCUUGAAGCCUAUUAUCCCUAACCUCCUACCCCAAGGCACUAAUGAAGAAAUAGAGGAAAAUGCCACCUUCCAGAAUAACUUCGGAUUCAAUUAGGAAUCGCAUCAUGAUGCAGUGUCUUUUGUAAUAUCUUUAGUUCCUCCAGGUACAGAGUUUGAGAGCGUCAUGGACAAGAAUCCUAACUUUAAGUGUAGCCUGGAUUUCCCUUUUGGGUGUCAGUGGAGUGGGGACCAGUAUGAGGUGUGUCUGAACAGAAGCUUAGGAAACAGCGAGUUCAUGUUCCUCAAACCAACUGUUGGCAAGUUUAUGGGUGAAGGGGCUGGUAGGGACACCAAGGAAAACUCUAACUUUACAAAUAACUUUGAGUUCAAUCAGGAAUCUCAUCUUGAAAAGACCUGAUAAAUGAUAAUAUACAUCCGGGUAUUUCCCAACCCUUGUAUUCACAGAAAGGGCUUACAUAUUCACACAUUCAUGAUUAUUGCCAUAUUUAUAGUUAUUGCAACCUGUUGAAGUAUUUCAUAUUCUGAAUCUCUAGGUGUUUUGUUGUUUUGUCAGGUUUCCCCCCCCUCACAUUUUGCAUGAUCCUACAGUAGCAGAGCACUGGUGUUUCUCGGGAUUUCGGGGUAAGAUUUUUGGAAGUUACAAAUGUUUUCAGAUUCCUGAUAUUUUAGCUUGUUCACUGAUAUAUUGUUAUGAUUAAGAGAAUUGUGUUUAAUGAUUAUCAUCAGCAUGAGUCUAACUAAGGUAAAUGAUGGCUUUUAGUUUUAAAAAUAAUUUUCAUUUUUGCAAAAAUUACUGUGACCUUGUAAAUUAUUUGAUUCCUGUAAUGUUGUUUCAAAAACACUGCCGUAGUUUUUCAAAUGAACUAAUAUUUUAGCUGAGUUGAGUGUUUUCUUUCAAAAUUGAGAGCAUUUAGUUAGACCACCUGCUAUAAUUUUAAAUGAUUCAAUUCCUGUUAAAUAGAAAAAAGUAGAAAAAUAUUGGUAGACGUAUGAUUACCUUUUUAUAAUAAAUGGUUUUGAGUAUGUAAAUGAUUCUCAUUCUUUUAAUAUACACAUGAUUCAAAUAUAUUCAAUAAGAAAGAAGAAAGCAAAUUAACAUCAUUAUUCCAGCACUCAAAAGCAGUUGUUAAUAUUAAGUCAACAUCAUUCUAAAAAUAUUUCUAUGAUUUAAUAUAAGUUAAUAGAUGGAAACAGUACUGUAAACUGGACCUAUAACGCAUGGCUAGCUCUAUAAUGAAAACUAUCAGAUUUUAUUUGCAUAUAAUGAGACUGUAGAACUCAUUAUAUGAAACUAUAGAACUUGCUUGAGCUUAAUUAAAUAAUCCCUAUAAGGUUAAAAACAAUAUUAAUAUAUUAACGUAAUUUAACUGCCUGCUUUAAAAUGAACAAGUCAAACCUUACACUUUUACCCUCU